Molecule: messenger RNA, 1741 nt
Organism: Austrofundulus limnaeus
Lineage: Eukaryota; Metazoa; Chordata; Actinopteri; Cyprinodontiformes; Rivulidae
Gene: commd6
Product: COMM domain containing 6
Exons: 7
Coding region: 135-737 (200 amino acids)
Molecular function (GO): NF-kappaB binding
Source: RefSeq, a predicted model, not a curated record
AUGCAAACAUUUAUUUUGCCCGGAAGUAAGUGGURUGAGUCGCCGUUUUCUCUUCAUAAUAACACAUUAUUUUGACCAAGGUAAAAGGGACAUAAAAAGAUAAGGCUAAAUUAAAACUGGCUACCUGACUGAAGAUGCCAGCAGCAGAAGUCAGUUCAAUCGGCGUCCGCAGUGUCGUGGAGAACAUCUGCAGGCUUCCUCCAGAUGUGUUCAGUAAAGCAUGUCAGCAUGUUCUGACUUAUCUUCAAGGGCAAACCAGUGGAGUGGAUUCAGCUGAAAUUUCUCAUAGAUUUCAGGCAGCUGGAGUGGCACUUGAUCAUGAAGCGCUGCAGAACAUUAUCAGAUUUCUUCUCCUUACAUUCAGGUCAGCUGGGAAGAACAAUCUCUCCGCAGARGGACUUUUGUUGAAGCUGGAAGAAGGCAGUAACAAGUGGUCCAAAGCUUCUCUUCAGGUGCUGCACGGGUUGUGGAGCGAACACGGCACGCUCGUCCACGCUCAGCAGGAGGCUCAGUCCGCGCUCAGCAUCGGUCAGGUUGUGGAUGUGCAGUGGAAGCUGGGGAUGGCAGUGAGCUCAGACACAUGUCGGUCCCUGAACUCACCGUACGUAACCCUGCUGCUGAAGACCACCGACCCCUCUGGACAGAUUAGCCGCAGAUCGUUCGAGAUGACCAUUCCACAGUUCCAGAAUUUUCACAAGCAGUUCAAGGACAUGGCAGCGAUUAUGGAGACUGUAUGAUUGUUACGGUUUAGGACGGUUUAUGAGUUUAAUGGAAGGGACAGCUUGGCGUGUGCGUUUGUUUGCAGCGGCAGUCUCAAAAUAUCUAAAUAUCACUCUCAGCUUGUAGUUUUCCACAGAUUACUUAAACAUUUUUACAUGAAAAACAGUAAAAACAGGAACACAAAUUUUUGCCUCUCUUAACCAGUCCAGGUCUUUAAUUUCAGGGUUAUGUAUUAUUCUKAUCAGGCAGCAAAAGCCACAUUUAUUGCCUUAAUUUAGCUAGUUGUUCUAAAAAGUUAGAUUUAUUAGAACAACUUGUAUUAAAUUCUAUUUUACAGAUUAAAAAAUAUGUACACUGAAUACUUACUGUUUUUAUUUACACAAAAAAUGUUACAAACCCCAUAGUACAACAUGUAGUUUUUCAAUACAUAAUUUUUUGGCAAAGUUAAAAUGAUUUAUGGGCCUUUUUAGCCGAGCGUAACAGUUUGAUCACAUAAUCAGUUUUUUUUCUUUCAGUUCAUUUCAUUCAUAAAACUAGUCUAUGUUUAGAAUAAAAUAAUAAAAAUCCAUUUUUUUGCACUUUAAUGAUAAUAAUGAUUUCCACCAUUAAAAUCGUCAGAAUAUAUUGUUGCUACAAUCAGACUUCACAAUAAAAUAACAGCUGUUUGCAUUAUUUUUUGGCUUUUAAAUGUAAUAAAAUCACUUUUUAAUCGUGACCUAUUGCUCGUGUUUAGCCCUCGUAUGUUCCUGAUUAAAACUAUUGCACGAUAGAUGGGAGUGUGGCUAAUUAUUGUGGGUGAGUCACCUCUUAAUUUCUGCACAGCAUAGCUAAACACGGUUCAGGUUUUCCCAGUCAAGUUUAAUAGAAUGCAUGUAAUUAAAUGUAGCCGUUUUCUUUAUUGCUUUAUUUGAUUAAUGARGCAAAUGUCGGCAUGGAGGAUAAAGGUGUGUUGCAUUUAAUUUUGCCAAGAUGUUUUGCUUAAUAAAAUGAAACAUUUGAUCAGUUUUUAGACUGGAAUAGA